CGGGUGUCUGCGUCUAUCCGAACUGACAGACUGAACGCGAUAUUGAUGAGUCUGUGAAAGCAUGAAGUUGUGAAGCAGGUAGUGACCCAUUUAUUAUGGUAAACACUGCUUGUAAUGCACAACCGCCUCAUGUCAGAAUGGGGGCCCUGGCAUGGAAGUGGUGCAUUGGAUGUGGAUGCAAGAUUUCAGACCGCUUCCUCCUGUUUGCUUUGGAUGGGUUCUGGCACUGCCACUGUCUCAAGUGCUCCUGUUGUCAAGCCCAGCUGGCAGAAAUUGGCUCAUCGUGUUUCACAAAGCGUGGCUUGAUCCUAUGCAAAAGUGACUAUAUAAGAUUAUUCGGUCACAGCGGAGCCUGCAGGGCAUGCAGUAAGUCCAUCCCAGCAAAUGAAAUGGUUAUGCGAGCACAGGGCAAUGUUUUCCAUGUCAAGUGUUUUGUUUGCUCCAUCUGCCAUAACCAGCUAGUACCUGGUGACCGUUUUCACUGCACAAAUGGAAAACUGUACUGCGAGCGGGACAGACCAACAGCUUCUGCAUACAGAAACGACCACUUGAAUUCACUCAGGGAGCACAACAUAUCCGAACAGAAGUCCUGAGCUCAUCAUUUUUUUUGCCGAGCUCUGAGAAAGAGAC
Molecule: messenger RNA, 630 nt
Organism: Sinocyclocheilus rhinocerous
Lineage: Eukaryota; Metazoa; Chordata; Actinopteri; Cypriniformes; Cyprinidae
Gene: lmo4a
Product: LIM domain only 4
Exons: 4
Coding region: 96-593 (165 amino acids)
Source: RefSeq, a predicted model, not a curated record